CCGUGGCAGGUUCAGACAGCAGAGAGGCGUUCGAAAUACAGCCAGAGAAAACACAAAUAAAAGGCCAAGUAAUACAAAAAUUAUACAAAAUAAAAAGAAUAAUAAAAACGGCAAAUAAAAAGCAACAAAGUGGAGCGCACCCCAUAAGCAAAUCAACGCCAAAACACUCGAACACGUUGCCGCCGCUGCCGUCGCUGUCUCUUUCACCCCCUCUCUCUUUCUCGUCGCGUAACGUAAGCGUAUUACAAAACAAACGCCAACGUAAUCAAAGAAAUAAAUAAAAUAAAAUAAAGGCGCUCGUUCGCGCGUUCCUCAGUGUAGAAAAGUAAAAUAAAUAAAUUAGUCACAAAAUAUUAAAGGGGGUCCAAGUGCAGCACACCCCAAAUUGCCGCGCACCCUUUUCACAAAAAAAAUUAACCCGUGUGUGCGGCGGGGUUACGUAAAGUCGACGGACAAGCGCCGUUUCAAGUUCUUACAAAACGAAAAAAAAUUUAUAUAUAUAUAAAGAAAACAACAACACAUAACACGAGAAAAUAUAUUUCCCAAUUCGUUUUUUCGCACGCGUGUGGCCAUAAAUUUUUGGCCAACAAAAAAAAAAAUUAAUACAAAAAUAUACAACAAAUUUGAAAUAAAUUGAAAGAAGAAGAGGGAGAGUUUCGUGAUUGUGAGUGUGUGUGUGAGUGAUUCUCGAGCAACAGCCCACCCCCACACCCCGCAGAAAAACCACCCCUUUUUGGGGAAAAACAAGGAGGCGCGGUUCAACAGCGACAGUGUUUUUUUCAGAUGCCUAUGCCUUGCUGCUGCUGUUGUCAAAACUUCUUCUUCACUUCAACUAAAACAGCCAAAAGCAGAGCACGCAAAAGAUUAAUUGAUGGCAAAUAAAAUGGAAAUAAGUAAAUGAAAAUUAAAGCUAAAAUAUAAAUAAAAUUCAAAAUACAAAUACAAAUCUAGAAAGCUGUUGUGUGCGCAAAGUGCAAGUGAACGAAAGUGAAGUGUAGUGAUGUGAGAUAUAGAUAUUGUAUCUGCAAGAUAGAUUUACCCCGGGGCAACGCAGACUGUUGCAUACGUGACUGCAGGCAGCUACGAAAAUAAUACAAAUACUAGCCGCGGGGAUCACGAAUUAAUAGUUUACCAGGCGAAAAUGCCUCUAUCGCAGGGCUACUGCUUGAAGCCCUCGCUGGGCGCCAAGAAGCGUGCGAUGAAGGUGCUCCGCCAGGAGCAGCAGGAUCAGCAUGGACACCUCCUCCAGCCCAGCAGCCCAGCAGCGGCAGUGUGUUACCUGCCCAACGACGAGAGCCAGAACUCGCUGCACCUCUCCUAUUUGCUGGGCGAAUCCUUUGCCAAGGUGGGCAGUCUCUCAAAGUCCUUCGAUGUCUACGAACUAAUAGCCAGCAGACUGUUGGACGGCCAUGUCCCGCUGGACAAACUAGAUACGCUGGCCAGCGCACUGACCUCCCACAUCCGGAAAAUGGGCGGCAUUGCCACGCCCGCCACUGUGAAGAGCCCCAGAGUAUCGGAAAGACCGGACAUGAUGCCCUGGUCGAGGUAUCACCAUCAGGGCAAACAAAAUCAGACCGAUCAGGCGGAGUUCCUGAGAGGAGUGGCUGAAUCCAGUCCAUCGCCCCUGGAUCUCCACUCGCCAACGCGAGAACUGAGAGUGCCAAGUCCGCUGCAGGACUGGGAAGAGUACGAUCCGCUGUUGUGCCCCCUUUGCGGCGACAUACUGCGCUGUCCGGUGACCACCAACUGUGGCCACACCUUCUGCCGGCAAUGCUGUGAGACGAUCACGCAGUGCAACAUCUGCCAGGUGCGAUUUCCCCGCAUCCACGACUCCUACUCCUCGCCAGGUACGCCAGGUACACCGGGCUGUGCCCUGACCUCAACCACUGCAAGUGGAGCGGGAUCCAGCUUUUUUACGGCACCCUCCAAUCACAACGCGAACCUCAGCCUGAUGAGCGUCAACGUGGGCUAUGGGGUCCAACUGGCGUCCAGUGUCCAUCGCUUGGCCGCACCACCCAUGACAGUGACCACCACCACGGUGGCAUCUACAACGGCCACGGCCACCACCACCAUGGCAUCCACCUCGGCGGCAGCUGCCUUGGGAUUGAGUGGCUAUCCCUCUGUUCACGGCGGAGGCAGUGGCUCCUCGGCCAUGAAGUUCAUGCCGGACGUUCUGGUCCGUCGGUUGGUGGAAAAGUGGUGGGGUCCGGAUCUUCAGGCCAAGAAGAUCAGCGAGAAGGCCAGCAGCUGCAUGCACCUCAACCUUCUCGACGACGCCCUCAAGUUCUGCAAUGCCAGCCUGGAGAAAGCUCCAGCGAAUUUCAAGAGUCUCUGCCUGCGUGCUGAAGUUCUCCUUAAAUUGAGCCAUUUUCAAAGUUCUCUAGCGGAUAUCGAGAAUGCCCUAAGAACGCGCUGUACGUCACCAAAAGCCCACUAUUUGAGAGCUUUGGCCUUAAGCGGUCUGGGUCGACUAGAGGAGGCUUUGUACAACGGCUUUUUGGCCAUCUGCCUUGAUAAGAAUACAAAUCUCAGCAACUCGGAAAUAUUUCAGCAUGAUCUCGCCAAGAUUCUCCAACGUCUCCUGGCCCAAAUGCCCAAAAAUCGAUUUUCGAUCAGUACCGCAACACCACCUGUUUUCCAGCCGCAGCACCGCAGCUUUGCCACCUCGCGAGCACCCUAUCCCCUGCUUUGGGAGCAGGUGAGGAGGCGCAGGAAACAGCAGCACCACCACCCCCACCAUCACCACCAUCACCAUGUUCACCUGGACGACGUGGAAGAUGAGUUUGGGCACUACGACAACUACAUAAUGGCCGGGGAUGAUAUGGAGGAGGAGGUGGACGUGGAGGUGGACGGCGGGGAGCCGGGAUCCCUGCAUCUGGACGGAGAUUUCCUGUUUCCCAGUGCCCUGGACUUUAUGGAUCACCAUCGCCAUCAGCGGCACGUCUUCGAGCAGAAGCAGUUCGAUCUGCAGCCACGUCGCCAUGCGAACCGGAAGCACUGCAAGCGGAAAUGGUCAGCGGUCAUGGAGCCACUGGGUGGCAAGGUCGUCGGGGAGGAGGACGUGGACGUGGAGGACGGGUCAGCUGGCGAAAGUCAGCGGUGCAGUCGACUAUUCGCCGGUGUUUUGGAGCGAACGCAGCAGGAACUGCAGCGACUGAGAAAACUGGACGGAUCGGCUCCAGCACUGGCGGUCAGCUCGGUGGCCGGGCAGCUGAUCGACGCCAGCGACUUUGACUGCGUGGUGUGUAGCCGGACACUGUGGAAACCGGUGGUGACCCCGUGCGGACACACGUACUGCCUGGUAUGCUUGGAUCGUUGCAUGGAUUACAACUCCCCGUGUCCAUUGUGCAUGUCACCACUUGUGGAGUUCAAUGUCAAUGCCAGUGCCAGUGCAAGUGCAAGUGCCAGUCAGAAUCCGAAUCCGAAUCCGAAUCAAAAUCAGAACCACCUGCAUCCGGGCUCAUCCUCGCCAGUUCCUUUCGCGCUGGCCAAGCGGCCAGUGACGAAGUUCCUAGAAGCCGCAAUGAAACGAUUCAUUCCAGACCACUACGAGGCGCGUUUUCGCCAGGAGAUCGACCAGGAGCCCUCCGUGCCCGUGUUCAUCUGCACAGCAGCCUUUCCAGCGGUGCCGUGUCCCCUGUUUGUAUGCGAGCCCCGCUACCGUCUGAUGGUCCGGCGAGCCGUUAAAUCGGGCGACAAAACAUUCGGCAUAGUGCAGCCGAAUGGCGGGAAAUCGCGGUACUACGAUGUGGGCACCAUCCUGGACAUCCGCGACUGCGUUCAGCUGGGCGACGGCUGCUCGAUCCUCAGCACGAUUGGCUGCAAGCGCUUCAAGAUCCUGGCGCGCAACGAAAAGGAUGGCUAUGAGACGGCCAAGGUGGAGUACAUCUGCGACGAGCCCAUCGCCGAGGAGCAGGUGAAGAUUCUGGCUGGAAUGCAGGGUGUGGUUCUGGCCAAGGCCAGCGGCUGGUUCGAGAGCCUGAGUACGGAGCAGAAGCACGAGAUCCUGCAGAGCUACGGCCAGAUGCCGCCACUGGAGCCGAACUGGGAGCUGAUCAGCGACGGACCGGCGUGGGCUUGGUGGGUCAUAGCUCUACUGCCGCUUUCGCAGCAGCUUAAGGUGGACAUAUUGGCCACAACCUCGCUGGAAAAGCGGCUGCGUGCCAUUGGCAAGACGCUGGACUGGUUGCACGACCUUAGCCACCCACAACAGCCGGCGCACCACCACCAGCAGGCAGUACAGUCGCCGCAGCAGGCACAUCAUCUCGAUCUCGACUGCGAGGAGCAGGAAGCGGCCUCAUCCGGCUCCGAUGAAUGUUGCCUAUUUGCGGAAACCGGAAACGAGCCGCACACGGAUGAGGAGCUGCUCCUCUAGAACGCCUCGAUGAAUAUCCUAAAAAUUAAAACAUAAACAUAAAGAGAGAAAUUAAAAGUCAGAUAUCUGCGAGAAACACUUUUUUGUAAAUUCUGUGUCUAAGCCAUUUCGUUUGUAAUCGAACGUUACAUGUUAAUCCUAGGGGCCAAAACCGAAAGCGAAGCAACUUUAGCAGAACCAAAAUUAUCACUAGAUCAGCAACAUAAUCUUUAGCUCUAACCGAUUACUUUGUGUGUGUGUAAUGUAUAUUGUAAAUGUGUGUAACAAAAAAACUAGUGAGCAACCCAGAUAAGUUUGUUUAGGAGCAACAAAAGAAAAAAUACCAAAAACCCAGUGAAACAAUCAAGAACUUGCUUUUGGCUCAAGCCCACACCCAAAAUCCCAUAACUGUGAACUUCAUUUCCCUAGAUCGACUACAACCACAUUCCACAAAUCUUGAAAAUACGUUUGCCAUAGCAGAAGAAGAAAUGGAACGAAAAUAUGCUAAAAUAAAAUAAAAACUCUAACAAACAAAACUCAUGGUUUCUACAAACAAAACACACAAAUUUUUGAACAUAAAACAAUUUUAAAAUUACUAAUAAAAUACCAAGACAAAGGCCAACAAACAUACACCUAGAAGAAAAUACAAACCAAUCGGAUAGAAAAGAGCCAAGUAAAACAAACUCUUACAAAAAGAUUAACUUCUCUUCAUUUACUUUGUAUAAAGCGGCUGGAACUCUAAGACAAUCUGCAAAAUAUUUUUUUGAUAUACCUAAACUAAAAACAAUAUAUACAAGAAGAAAUUAAACAAAAACUGAACUAGAAACUAGUUAUGAAAGAAGUGAGUGGGAGAAAAAAUUACCUUUUUGUUGAUUAAUACCCUUUUACUAUGAACACUCUUUAACUCCAACCCCUCUCUAUAACACCCCUAUUCUCUCUUGAUUAUGCUUAGGCUAACUAAAUGAUAUGCUCACCUAUAUAUACCUAUAUAAACAAUUCUAUAUGCUAAUUGCUUAUUUCUGUAAUCGUAUCUGUAUCUUCAGCCCGCAUUCCUAUUGAAGAAAUAACUUUGAUAUAUCUUUGAAAACAUUAGCUAGAUCUUCUUUGUCUUUGAUUUCUUCUACUUCUAAGCCUCAUGCUCAUUUGAUUUUUUCAUUCUUAAUCUUCCAAACUCUCCCUAUAAAGCAAAUCAAUUUUAAAAACAACAAUUUGCUUUAUUAGUCGGCGUAUCUUUAUAUUUGUAAAUAUAUUUUAUCGGAUAAUCCUAAAUUAUAUGUAUACGUUCUACGCUAGCUUUAGAUCACGAAUUUAAUUUUCAGCUCAACACAAAACAAACAAGUAAAUCAACAAUUUUUGUCAACUAAAUAUUUAUGUAAUUUUAUACAAAGUAUACACAUACGUCUAAAUUAAAUCAUUUUGUAAUUAAGUUUAGCCACUAAACAAAAACCACAUCCAAAUUUGACAUGAUAUUUUUGUGUCUUCUUUAUAAAGAGAACUUGUUAUGUAAAUCAAUACGAAAAUAUAAUUCAAUUUUUUAAAAUUCUUAAGAUAAAAUCAGCAAAUAUUUUCUCUGUGUUUUUUGUGCUAAUAAGGUUUUUUACUGGUACUUCUUUAUUUAAUAAUGAUGUAAAAAAAAUGAAAUCAAUUGAAAUAUAAAAUAAAUGUAAAACAUAA
Molecule: messenger RNA, 6028 nt
Organism: Drosophila elegans
Lineage: Eukaryota; Metazoa; Arthropoda; Insecta; Diptera; Drosophilidae
Exons: 7
Coding region: 1142-4375 (1077 amino acids)
Molecular function (GO): protein binding
Source: RefSeq, a predicted model, not a curated record